Molecule: messenger RNA, 1929 nt
Organism: Thermothelomyces thermophilus ATCC 42464
Lineage: Eukaryota; Fungi; Ascomycota; Sordariomycetes; Sordariales; Chaetomiaceae
Exons: 1
Coding region: 254-1672 (472 amino acids)
Biological process (GO): lipid metabolic process
Molecular function (GO): phosphoric diester hydrolase activity
Source: RefSeq, a predicted model, not a curated record
CGGGAUGAAAGGAAAGCAACCAUAAAUAAGGGCCAGGAACGGGAACAGGCAAGGCACAGGAACAGGAACACCCAGAGAACCCCACAUUCCUGCCCUAAUUACGCAAUACUUGCACAUCCAAGGGUUCAGAGCGGGAAGGUACGCAUUACUGCUUCCGCAGACAGGUCAGGGUCGACUGGGCCAACUCCCACAGGUACAUAAUUCUUCCUUUGGUGCAAAGCGGCGUGGCACACUGCCAGUACAAGGCGACGAGAUGCCCAGCAAAGGGGUCCACGUCUUCACCUACAUUGCAGCGCACGGCUGCUCCAUCGAGCUGUCGGUACCGGGACGGACUGUUACGGUUAAGGAGCUGCACCGCUUCUCGGACGUCGCGCUCGAGGUAGAGUCGUCGGAGAUCAAAAGCCUCUUCGAUAAGCGAGGCAAGUUCAUCUUCAAGGUCUUCCGGAAUGGUAAACAGAUCACGGAGCAAUGGAUCGACGUGAAUGCCAUCACGGGUAACGCCAGUGGUGGCACCAUGGAGUCCAUUGCCGACACACCCUCCAUCUUCCACGACGACCUCAUCGUCUCGUACGGCCUGUACGAGGCCGGCAAGGGCCAUGACCUACUGCCCAAUCGCCACCAGUGCUACGUCACCGUCAGCCCCAAUUAUGAACGGUGGAUGGCCAAGCUGGCGCCCCCGGGCUCCGAGCUGGAGAAGAAGCCCUUCCGCCGGCUCGUUCUGCCCUCGGCCCACGAUGUGGGCAUGAACAGCAUGGAAAGCAGCGACGCGGUGCUGCGGUGCGUCGGCGGCGCCGUCGUCGGCCAACUCAUCAACGACAACCGCGUCCUGACCAAGCUCGCCGACAAGUUGUCGGCCGACGCCAUUGCCCUCAUCGCGCCCAACAUCAUCUACAGCCUGGCCAUCACCCAGAAAGACUCCCUCGAGGCCAUGCUCAAGAUCGGCGCCCGCUACUUCGAGUUCCGCCCCGCGCGCCUCCACACCGCCGUCCGUUCCAAGGGCGCCCUCCCCGACCGCCUGUACUUCCAGCACAGCGCCAUCCCGGGCAUGGCGUACGACGCCUUUCUGGCCGGCGUCGUGUCCUUCUUGCGCGCCCACCCGGCCGAGAUCAUCGUGGUGCAGCUGCGCUGGGACGGCGUGCCCGACGCGUGCGCCAAGCCGUUGGCCGAGGAGAAGAAGCGCUACCUCGAGGACGCGCUGCGCCCGGCCAAGGGCGAGAUCGUGGCCGGCAACCUGCAGGACAUGAAGAAGCUGACCAUCGAGCAGCUGCGCCGGGACCGCAAGCGCCUCAUCAUGCUCGACAGCGUCGACUCGCUGUCCACGUACACGGACGAGGGCAACGCCACCCUCACCGGGGACAGCAUCCUCCAGGCCCUGCCCCGCGUGCUGACGCGGGAGAACCAGCGGGGCAAGGCAUUUAUUAACAUCCAGUGCCAGGCGACAGCCUCCAACAUCACAAAGGCGGUCGUCUACUCUGUUCUGGAAGCCGGCGCCACCACUAGCUGCCUGUUGGCGACCAAGGGCUUGUGCGACCACAAGACGCUGCCCUGGUGCAGGGAUAACGUCCUACGCACCUGUGAUCCGGACCAGCUGGUCGUCCUGAUGAACGAUUUUAUAGACGGCGCCACGGCUGACGUUGCCGUGCAGCUGAGCAGACAACGGCUGGAGAAGUGAGGGGGAAGAAAGAUCUAUUGUCGCGCAUUUUUUACGAAUGCAAUGAUGUAUGAUUUUCCUCUGCCUUUUUUUCGCCAUGAUCUGUCAAAUGCGCGCGGGGCCCCGAUGAACUAAACUAACAUUGGUAUCUCGUUUCGAUUGUAUGCAACAACUUUUUUGAUUUUGGAAACAGGGGCUUGGAUUCUCUUGUUAGCGUACUUGAGCGUUUAGCUUAACCGGGACUUUCUUCUGCAUGUCGACAUGGCAACGACAACGAC